Messenger RNA from Torulaspora delbrueckii, 1446 nucleotides. It is a transcript of the gene WSC4, whose product is annotated as Wsc4p. The transcript has a single exon. Bases 1 to 1446 code for a protein of 481 amino acids. NCBI's taxonomy places the organism in Eukaryota, Fungi, Ascomycota, Saccharomycetes, Saccharomycetales, Saccharomycetaceae. The record is from RefSeq and is a predicted model, not a curated record.
AUGUUCUUGGUUUCGUUGCUCGUAUGGCUGCCGGCGGUGCAUGCGGUAAGCUUCUGUUCGAGUGAGAACACUGCCAAUGGGAAUGGUGUAUCUUGGCAGUAUCAAAGUAAUGGUUGGUGUUCAGAGCAUUGUGCUGGCUCUCAGUAUGCUGUUUUGAAAGGUGGAUACUGUUGGUGUUCUGAAACUGGUCCAAGUCGUACAACGUCGUUGGAUGAGUGUAGUGAUAAGUGUGAUGGGUAUCCAGCUGAGAGUUGUGGGAACGAUGCUAAGGGCCUGUACCAGUAUUUGUACCUGGGACAGGGGACUCCCACGAUAAGCAGUGUGAGUUCAAGCACUGUGGCAACGAGUACUAGUAGCUCAAGAAGCAGUACUACAAGCACAACGAGCCGUUCCAGUAGUACUAUUAGCUCGAUUAGUUCGACUUCCACCAGCAGUACACCAAGUUCAAGCUCAAGUUCAAGCAGUUCGACAAGUACGACAAGUUCGAGCAGUACAACGAGUUCCAGUAGCUCGAGCAGUACGACGAGUUCCAGUAGGUCAAGUAGUUCCAGUAGUAUUAGUACUACCAGUUCGUCUAGUUCGAGCAGUUCUAGCAGUUCGAGCAGUUCAUCCAGUUCAAGCAGCUCGUCCAGCUCAAGUUCAAGCUCAAGCUCCAGCUCUUCCAGCUCAAGCUCAAGCUCCAGCUCUUCCAGCUCAAGCUCAAGCUCAAGCUCCAGCUCUUCCAGCUCAAGCUCAAGCUCAAGCUCCAGCUCAAGCUCCAGCUCGUCCAGCAGUAGCAGCAGCAGCAACGGGAUAACAACAACUGUCAUCUACUCUGUGGCUACGAGAACCCUCACGCAAACCCCAUCAAAUUCUAAUUCCUCAAAUACUCAGACCACGCAGGUAUCACAACUUCUGACAACAAUGACCCUGGUGGUUACUUCCUCGCUUGCCAGCAGCACACUCGCCCUCGCGCCAACCAACCUUAACAGAACUAGUGAUAAUCAGAACAAAGGAUUUUGGCACUCUCCCGGAAAAGUCGCAGGCACAUUUGUCGCUGUUGGGAUUGUUGCACUAGCAAUUCUCCUCCUAAUAAUCUGGUUCUUCUUCAUCAGACCACGUAGAAAGCAGAAACAGUUCGAGGAACAAUAUGGUGCAGCAGUUCUAUCUCCAAGAGGUCCUCAUAACCCCAAUUACGCCGACUCUAUGAACUACCCAGGGAACAGAUCCUCUUCAGGGUCACAAGGAUUCGUUUACGCAGACGAGAAGGGAAUCAUAGAUACAACUCCUAGAACUAGAAGAAAUUCGUUCGAUGACGAAUCAGCUGACUUCGCCAACCCACAUCCAAUAAUCAUGGACCAAAGACUAGACCCACAUCGUCUACUAUCACAGGAAAACCCAUCAGCGGUCUCCUUAGCGGACGACAUAGACUAUUCAAGAAAAGUUCUACGAGUAAUCAAUGAAUAA